This is a messenger RNA of Mustela lutreola (European mink), 1741 nucleotides long. It is a transcript of the gene GNAI2, whose product is annotated as G protein subunit alpha i2. The coding region runs from base 90 to 1157 and encodes 355 amino acids. The record is from RefSeq and is a predicted model, not a curated record. Gene Ontology annotation, biological process: adenylate cyclase-modulating G protein-coupled receptor signaling pathway; gamma-aminobutyric acid signaling pathway. Gene Ontology annotation, cellular component: heterotrimeric G-protein complex. The transcript has 9 exons. Gene Ontology annotation, molecular function: GTP binding; GTPase activity; G-protein beta/gamma-subunit complex binding. Lineage: Eukaryota; Metazoa; Chordata; Mammalia; Carnivora; Mustelidae.
GGCGGCGGGAGCGGAGUGGGUCGGGCGGGGCCGAGCCGGGCCGGGGGCCGUGUGGGGGCCGGGCGGCGGCCGGGCCGGCGGACGGCGGGAUGGGCUGCACCGUGAGUGCCGAGGACAAGGCGGCGGCUGAGCGCUCCAAGAUGAUCGACAAGAACCUGCGGGAAGACGGCGAGAAGGCGGCGCGGGAGGUGAAGUUGCUGCUUUUGGGUGCUGGGGAGUCAGGGAAGAGCACCAUUGUCAAGCAGAUGAAGAUCAUCCACGAGGACGGCUACUCAGAGGAGGAAUGCCGGCAGUACCGGGCGGUCGUCUACAGCAACACGAUCCAGUCCAUCAUGGCCAUUGUCAAAGCCAUGGGCAAUCUGCAGAUUGACUUUGCCGACCCCUCCCGAGCGGACGAUGCCCGGCAGCUGUUUGCACUGUCCUGCACUGCUGAGGAGCAGGGUGUCCUCCCUGAGGAUCUGUCCGGGGUCAUCCGGAGGCUCUGGGCCGACCACGGUGUGCAGGCCUGCUUUGGCCGCUCUCGGGAGUACCAGCUCAACGACUCCGCGGCCUACUACCUGAAUGAUCUGGAGCGCAUUGCACAGAGCGACUACAUCCCCACGCAGCAGGAUGUGCUACGGACCCGUGUGAAGACCACGGGCAUCGUGGAGACGCACUUCACCUUCAAGGACCUCCACUUCAAGAUGUUCGAUGUGGGAGGCCAGCGGUCUGAGCGGAAGAAGUGGAUCCACUGCUUUGAGGGGGUCACUGCCAUCAUCUUCUGUGUAGCCUUGAGCGCCUAUGACCUGGUGCUAGCCGAGGACGAGGAGAUGAACCGCAUGCAUGAGAGCAUGAAGCUGUUUGACAGUAUCUGCAACAACAAGUGGUUCACAGACACGUCCAUCAUCCUCUUCCUCAACAAGAAGGACCUGUUUGAGGAGAAGAUCACACACAGCCCCCUGACCAUCUGCUUCCCCGAGUACACAGGGGCCAACAAGUACGACGAGGCAGCCAGCUACAUCCAGAGUAAGUUCGAGGACCUGAAUAAGCGCAAGGACACCAAGGAGAUCUACACGCACUUCACAUGCGCCACCGACACCAAGAACGUGCAGUUUGUGUUUGAUGCCGUCACCGACGUCAUCAUCAAGAACAACCUGAAGGACUGCGGCCUCUUCUGAGGGGCAGCGGGGCCUGGCAGGAUGGGCCACCGCCGACUCUGCUUCCCCCAGUUCCUGAGGAAGAUGGGGGCAAGAGGACCACGCUCUCUGCCUGUCCGUACCCCCGCCCUGGCUGCUUUUCCCCUUUUCUUUGUUCUUGGCUCCCCUGUUCCCUCCCUCAGUUCCAGAGACUCGUGGGAGGAGCUGCCACAGGCCUCCCUGUUUGAAGCCGGCCCUUGUCCUAGGUGCCGGAAAUGGCCGCAGUACCCCCCUUCCCGGGCAUCUGUUCUGGUUUUAACCAUUGUCUUAUUCUGUGAUGGGGGAGGGGAGCACAUGCUGAGUCUCCCAAGGCCUGUGUCUGAAGGGGCACUCACUUCUCCAGCCUGGGACCCCUGGCUUCGCUCAACACCAGCCGGUGACCCAGCCCAAGUCCAGAUGUUUACAGGGAGCCUCCUGCCCAUCCCAGCCCUCCAGCCGCUUGGAGGCCCCAAAGGAAAAAGCACAAGAAGUGUGAGACACCACCAUUCCCGGAGACUACAGUCCACCUGCUCAUUCUAGUAGCUUUUUAAAAAAAUGAAAGUAAAGGAAAAAAAAAAAAGACAAAA